This is a messenger RNA of Trichoderma asperellum CBS 433.97, 2817 nucleotides long. RefSeq lists its product as uncharacterized. The record is from RefSeq and is a predicted model, not a curated record. NCBI's taxonomy places the organism in Eukaryota, Fungi, Ascomycota, Sordariomycetes, Hypocreales, Hypocreaceae. Gene Ontology annotation, molecular function: RNA binding; 3'-5'-RNA exonuclease activity.
AUGCCUCCAGACAUGAUCCUGUACGGCAGUGUCUCAAACGACUUGAGUCGAACUCAAUCAACAGGCUCAUCUGAAAUGGACCAGCUGCGGCCUAAUAAAGCGGGGAUGACGGAUGAAUUUGGCGAUGAUCUUGGUGACGAAGACAUCCAGGUUGGUGCUGUUAGUGAGAGCUCUAGGCAUCCUGGUGAUCUCGUCGAAUUGAAACAAACUGGCUCGCGAGUGCCCCUCUUUGCAAUCUACCUAGGGUAUUUUGGAGAGAGGAACCAUUUCUAUGCUGUCAAUGGCAGGUGGCUCACUAGCAUGGGAUAUUCUCCGCUAUUCACGGUGGCCAAGUUUGCUACCCAGGAAGAGCUGGCACCUGUCAUGGCCAAGUUGCCACAAAAGGCAUCAAUUGAACAGUUUGAAGAACUACGUCGCAACGAACAGGGCCCUUUAAGAGACGAUGGCUCUCGGCUGAUCCAAAAAAUGAUGGAUUUCAGGCUCAAAGCAGAAGCUGUUCAGAAAAAGAACCUCGGAAAGCUGGAUGCAGUCAGGACGUUUUUGUCCACUCAGCAGCAAGCCAGGUAUCUUAGCCUUUUUGAGAUUGCCGACAUACUACUGCCUGCCUCCCUCAAAGUGUGCGGCCAAUUCCCCUCUUUUGCACUAUAUGCUGUUCAUGCAGCUUUAUAUCAAAAUGAGAUUGGCUUUCGGCCACUCAGCCCAUCUAGUGACUGCCAUCGUCGCGAUCAUUUAUUCGAGAUUUUCCCUCAGAGUCAUACGCAAAUCAUCAAUAAAGUUGUUACUCUGGUCCGUGACUACACAGAAACUAAUAUGAAACGCCUGAGAGCACCAAAGCCAAGUGAACUUGAGGAAACCAUCCUCGGGAAAUUCAUUCUCCAGGCACGAGAAGUAGUCUUGGAGAGCCGUUCAAAGCGGCAAUGGACGCCCCAUGGGACCCUUUCUCCUGGAGACAGUAUGCAGCUGCCACAGCCGGAGUGGUCUCAGUCAAGUAAGGAUAUCAUUGCCUUCUUGGAAUGGUGGGCGAGCUAUGACCUUUUCGAACCUGGAUCGAAAUUUCACGGCCACGGCGCCCUGAUUCUUCGUGCCCUUGAACUCUACGAUGAUACCGUUCUCGAUCAGAGCACGGCAUGGACGUUUUUGCAAGAAAUUGGAAUCAUUCCUCCAUGGGAGAUCCCGUCACGCUACAAAGUCCGUUUCCCAAACGUUACAAUAGCUAGAGGUGGUGGCUUAGAGCGGGAUGUUCCCAAAGAUCUCGAGGAAUCUAGGCGACCGGAUAUUGCAGCGGGCUUUAGGCGAGAACACGGGCAAUCUACCAUAUUUUGUAUCGACGCAGCGUCGACUAUGGUUAUUGAUGAUGGUAUCUCACUAGAACGCACGGAUAACCCCGACGAAUUCUGGCUUCACGUUCACGCAGCCGAUCCUGCUUCGAGUAUUAAGCCGAAUUCUGAUCUGUGCAAAUACAUGGAGUUGAUUCCGGAGAAUAUAUAUCUGCCUGGGCACUUUCAAGCCAUGCUACCUUCUAACCUGGGUGAAGAAGAUGACGCCAAAGACUAUGCAUCCGAUGGUCUCGUUGGUCAAUUUUCUCUCAAAUCAGGCGGCCCAGCAUUAACUUUUAGUGCAAGAGUCAACAGAGCUGGCGAAUUGCUAGACUUCAAGGUUGAGCCUAGUACCUUGGGAAAAGUCGUCUACUUGGAUCCUGAGGACGUCUCCAAAUUUUGCAAUGAGCCAGCACCGCCGCCAGUUCCCAGCCAUAGUCUUGUUGUCGGAAAACCAGGAGGAAAUGGAGAACCACAAUUAAAUCGCCCAAUGAUUACAGCCCGGGAUUUGGACUCAUCCGGCAAAGAAGAUUUAUUAUUAUUAUAUCAACUCGCCGAAGCUAUCAAAAGUAAGCGCCUCGAAAAAGGAGCGUGGCCAUACUUUUUCCCCCGUCCAUCCGUCUCAGUGUCUCUCCAAGACACUUCUGAUGAAGGGGACGGAUCAAAAUUCCUGCCGCCUGAUCCAUACAUUAAGGCCGCCUACGAGACAUCCACGGGGUGUUCUGUCGUUUCUAAUACCAUGGUUCUAGCUGGUGAAAUUGCGGCACGAUGGUGUUCAUCUCGCAGCAUCCCGAUCCCCUACCGAAGAAACGUCAAAUUCAGAUAUGGUAUUAAUAAAGCAUUCGACUACGCUACAAAGGAGAUUUACCCUCUCAUCAGAAAGGGCAUUGAGCCAAGUGGCAGCCAGCGACAAGAAUUAACUCGACUUACGGGUGGAAUCGAGAUAUCGAGUCAGCCAGGCUCAUAUUUCCUCCUUGGAUUGGACAUGUAUGCCAAAGCCACAUCGCCGCUACGUCGUUUCUCUGAUUUGCUUGUCCACUGGCAAAUUCAUGCAGCUUUACAGCACGAACGAACUACUCAGCGAACCAUUAGCCCGGAGACCGAUAAUUUGGAUGACAUUCUUCCCUUUUCCUCUACUCAGCUUGCGACUACCCUACCGUUGCUGGAGGUCCGCGAGAAGAUGGCGCGCACAGUCUCUCGCGGCAUCCUCGAGUGGAUCCUCAUUGCCCUUGUCCGUGCAUGGCGCUUCGAGAAGACGGCACCUCGCAGGCUCCGAUUUACUGUUAGUUCGCGCUGGCGGCAGGGCUGCAUCGGCAGAGUGGAUUUCUUCGGUCUAAAUGCUAUAAUGGAUAUCGAGGGCUUGAAUCAUAAGGCCCUCGUCAAGGACGUCCGGGUUGGAGAUCAAUUCGAAGUUGAGCUUGCAGAUGUGAACGUUCAUUCGCGGCGCAUCCUCGUCAAAGCCCUCAAGUAUCUCGGCCGUGAACCCAAUGAUGGCAUAUAG